Trichoderma aggressivum f. europaeum is the source of this 1023-nucleotide messenger RNA. RefSeq lists its product as uncharacterized. The coding region runs from base 1 to 1023 and encodes 340 amino acids. Lineage: Eukaryota; Fungi; Ascomycota; Sordariomycetes; Hypocreales; Hypocreaceae. The record is from RefSeq and is a predicted model, not a curated record. The transcript is spliced from 2 exons.
AUGUCAGACACGACAAGCCUAGAGUCGGAGGCUACGGAGACGUUGAAUGCGGUGAACAGGCGGAGAUUGCAGAACCGCCUGAACCAGCGGGCGAGCCCUGAUGAAUGGGGGCGGGGGAAAGGCAUGAGAAAGAAGGAGCUGCAGAAGCAGCAGCAGCAGGACAAGAAUCAGGUUAGCAAAUGGGUCUUUUAUGUAGACCCGAGAACGGAGGACGCGCAGCAGGACGGGCGGCCGCUGGAUCGAAAGCGGUAUCAAUGGCGUCUUGCGCAAACGCGGCCGGCGUCGUCUCUUGAUGAAUGGAAAGAAUCCGGAUCCGAGUUGGCUGUUGCCAGCGGCAGCUGCCACAGCCCAAGUAUCAGCGACGUGUUCCUCUCGCCCAAGUACCGCGACGAAAUGUUUCGCUUCUUUUGCAAGUUGUCGACGACCGAACGGGGUGUCUUUUACCGUCGGUUGUACGAACUAGUUACUCGCCAUGUUGCGCAGCGCACGCUGGAUAGUCAGCUCCUGUUGUCCGUGAUGCAGUUCAACGUUAUCCGGGCCGCGGGGGUGAAUGCUGCGGCCAUCGGCAUCGGGAUGGAUCUCAUGGCCGAAGAUGUCAUCUCGCCUUUCUACGCCGGCGUCGGUACUCAGCUCACUCUGCCUGGCAGUACUACUACAUAUGGCAAAGAGCUGCAGCAUCUGCCGCCGAACCUGCAGCCAACCGCGUUGCAGAAGCUGGUCAUCCACCACCCCUGGAUUGACGUCUGCGCUCAGCCUUCGUUGCGUGACGCGCUGCUGAGGAGAUUGCAUAAUCUAAACGAGGAUGAGUUUUGCCAUCACUUGUUUCUACAACAUGGCGAGUCGGACAAGGACGGCAUGAUCGGGAUGGUGGUGUGGGGAGAGGCUUGGGAUGCCGCGUCGUACGAAAUUUCGGCCACCAUGGUACGCAAGUGGCCGUGGAUAGUGAACGAGUGCCCGGACAUUAUCAGGACGACGAAUUACUGGCGGGCAAAGAGACAGGAGGGUCCAUUGAAGAUUCUUUGA